This is a messenger RNA of Giardia duodenalis, 936 nucleotides long. RefSeq lists its product as uncharacterized. The coding region runs from base 1 to 936 and encodes 311 amino acids. The record is from RefSeq and is a predicted model, not a curated record. The transcript has a single exon. Lineage: Eukaryota; Fornicata; Diplomonadida; Hexamitidae.
AUGGCGUGGCAAAUACCCGGAACUACUAUGCGCUACAACCCAUCGUGGGUUCAGAAGAUUACCCGAGAACUUGAUGAGGUAUCAGAUGGAGCCUUUUCUGCUUUAACCAGCCAUGUUAAGGAGCAGUUGGUAUUCGAAAGGUUUCUGCUUUCAUCUACUGCACAUUCCAUUAGCCCCGAUGCGUGGCAGCACAUUUCCAAGAAGCUGGGAGAGGGUGGCUGUCUGCAACUAUUAGGAAACAAAAGCAAUGUAGUGGACCUGCUCUCGCUGGAGGAAGGAUGUGACACCAUUAAGAAGACAUUUGCAUCGGUCGCGUACACCACACCAAUAAUUGUCGAAGUAGCGUCAUGCGUGCCAUAUUAUCUCUUAGGGACCACUCUACAGACGAUUGACGACCCUAACAUAUUCGUCUACAUUGGCGGUAUACGUACUAGAAUGCUGCUCAGGUUGCAAAGGGCCGCACAUAAUGGGAGGUUUAAUGCGGCGUUUCUGGCUGUGGGCGCGAAGAUCUGUGUUAAGAGGUAUCAAGUUAACUCGUUCCAGACGCAAAGUCUCUUCUGCCGUCGCCCGGAUUGUUCUUGGAUAGAUGCACAUUUGACUGAUUGUAUUUUAAUGGGCGGAUAUGAUCGCUGGAAGGUCACAUCAUUGCUUAAAAAUAAGGACGUUCUUUCCUUCUUAGUAGAUGAGCACUUGCUUCAGAUUAAUCGGCUCGUUAAGAGAUGUAAGAGGGCUUUGAAGAAGGGGCAUGCGGGCUCUAUUGCAACAUAUCAAAUGAUCAAGAACAUUGCCUUCCAGGAUACCAUCUCCUUUCACCCUGUUCACAUUACUUUGGAAGAGUUUCAAGCACGGCUACUUUCUAACGCCGACGAAUCACCCGACAAAGGGACACCCACCCCCAGCACCUAUACAGAUAGCAGCACCUGUACAGUCGAUUAG